Messenger RNA from Corythoichthys intestinalis (scribbled pipefish), 2018 nucleotides. Its product is annotated as tricarboxylate transport protein B, mitochondrial. Gene Ontology annotation, biological process: mitochondrial citrate transmembrane transport. Lineage: Eukaryota; Metazoa; Chordata; Actinopteri; Syngnathiformes; Syngnathidae. The record is from RefSeq and is a predicted model, not a curated record. Bases 325 to 1278 code for a protein of 317 amino acids. The transcript is spliced from 9 exons. Gene Ontology annotation, cellular component: mitochondrion. Gene Ontology annotation, molecular function: citrate secondary active transmembrane transporter activity.
AAAAGUUCCACGCAGCACAAACACGAAGGCACGCUUCAUCCGACCGCGUUUCCGGGUUGCGUCUUUAUCUGCUUUUCGGAUUCUGACGUCGCCAUGGUGACACUUGACAGCUACGGGCUGUAAGUUCCCACGGUAGUAUCCGACAGUGAACACACGCACGCACACGCGGAGGGAUCCGUCGCGCGCGAGCACCUGAGUGAUUACAUCCGUGUGUAUGUGACAGUGUCCAAUUGUGAGCUCAGCCUCCACAAAGACUCAAACACACCGGACACGGACGUAUUUCUCUCGCUUGUUUUUUUUUUGGUUUUGUUUCUUAAAGUCAAAAUGGAAGCAAAAAGAGCGUUUGGAAGUCGUUUCCAGUCGCCGAGGUGUCUGGCGGCGGCGGCGCCCGCUGGGAAGUCCAAGUUAACCCACCCGGGAAAGGCGAUCCUUGCAGGUGGUAUUGCUGGUGGCAUCGAGAUUUGCAUCACCUUCCCCACCGAGUAUGUAAAGACCCAAUUACAGCUGGAUGAAAAAGCCAACCCGCCAAAAUACAGAGGGAUAGGUGACUGCGUGAAGCAGACAGUUCAGAGUCACGGCGUCAAGGGACUCUACAGAGGACUCAGCUCACUGCUGUAUGGAUCAAUUCCCAAAUCUGCCGUCAGGUUUGGAGUGUUUGAGUUCCUCAGUAACCAUGCAAAGGACGAGUCGGGUCGAUUGGACAGCACACGAGGUCUGCUGUGCGGUCUCGGUGCGGGUGUAAUGGAGGCCGUGUUAGUUGUUUGUCCCAUGGAAACUAUCAAGGUUAAAUUCAUCCACGACCAGACUUCAGCAAAACCCAAAUACAGAGGGUUCUACCAUGGAGUCCGAGAGAUUGUAAGGGCUCAAGGUUUGAGAGGGACUUACCAGGGUCUCACUGCCACCGUGCUCAAACAAGGCUCCAACCAGGCCAUUCGCUUUUAUGUAAUGACCUCGCUCAAGAACUGGUACAAAGGUGACGAUGCCAACAAAUCUAUCAAUCCAGUAGUGACUGGAGCUUUCGGAGCAAUUGCCGGAGCUGCCAGCGUGUUUGGAAACACUCCCCUAGAUGUAAUUAAGACAAGAAUGCAGGGCCUGGAAGCACAUAAGUAUAAGAGCACUCUGGACUGUGCGGUGAAGAUCCUGCGACACGAGGGGUUGGCAGCUUUCUACAAGGGGACCGUUCCUCGUCUGGGUCGUGUAUGUCUGGAUGUGGCCAUAGUGUUCAUCAUUUACGAGGAAGUGGUCAAGGUUCUGAACAAAGUUUGGAAGACGGCGUAAGCUGCGGGACGGCUGCUUACCCUGCUUUUCUUGCUGCUUUACGCUCACACAUCCAAUUUUGGUAGAUGUCUAGUCUUAGUAGAAAGCUAAGUGCUGAGAUUCAGGCUUGUUUACAUGAUCGCUUAGAACACAGAAAGCAAUUUGUUGGGUAUGUGCAGCUAAACGUUGAGUGAGUAUAAGAACAUGAACUGAAAUGGUUAAACGUUUAAUAGUUUAUACUUGGCUUUUAACGUUGAUGACAUUUGACAAAAGCCUGUAUCAGACAUUCAUUCAGAAAAAGUCCACUACAGUCGCAUCCAUAAACAAAGCCUUUAAAAGAAUGAUUUUUACCUUUUUGAAUACACUGUUUAUUUUUACACAUUUAUCCUUAUGUUUCCAUUAUAGUUUUAUUCAAAAAUACAGUAUAGAUAUUUUUUCCCUGUGUCAGAUGCCAAACCACAACAACAACAACAAAAGAGUCAUUUUCAAUGGUACCCGCUAUUUCGAAUAUUAUGAGGUAUUUAUUGAGAGUUGAAUGUUAUGUGUAUAUUCAAAGAAAAAAAUAAUGCUGUUGUGUCAUUGUAUUUUGCCUGAAGUUCCAGUAUGGAUUUAAAAGUGUUUUAUGAUGUCUAAAAUGUAUCUAGUAUAUAUAUGUAUGCAUAUAUAUCCAAUUGCUGUAUUUAAAAUGUAACUGUGAGAGCCAUCAUGAAGACCUCCAAGUGCUUUUCAUAUUUUCAUUAAAAAAAAAAAAAAAAAAAAAA